AUGAGACAACAAAAAACAAAGAGGCCAAGCAACGAAACCGCCCUUCGACACCCACCAUCUACCUCCGUCAUCUACCGCAGCUCUACCUCCAACGCCGCACCCUCGCCCGACCCGCACCAACACUUCCCAAGGACCAAAGUGAAGGAUGAAGUCUCCUCCUCCAAUUGGCCAAAUAUAAGAACAGAAACAUGUAGUUCACAUAAUGAAGUUCACAAGGGAGCCUCCGAGACCCCCACCCCUACCCCCCCUAACCCCGCGAAGGAGAAGCAGGCGGAUGGCAUUACACAACAAAUCGAGCUAAGCGUCAAGGAGCGGACACUGGUCAAUUACAUGCACAGAUUCAUCUACAAAACCCAAUUAAGGAGCCUGUCGCACGGUGAGCACGACUAUCAAGUAGCUCCGGACCCAGCAGUAAGGAAAUACUUAAAACAAUACUCGUUGCGACAGGGCAUCUUAAGCGACAUUCAAGAAGGAACUCCACGCGAGCAAGGCAGCAGUGCAUGGCGUCAUGUUCCCUGCAUGGUAGAAGCUUUUAACUGCCUCGGAGGACACAUGCGAUUUCGCAACAAAAACCAUUUAAGUAUGCAUGAAAUGAAUGACUUUGCAACCGUCCCCAUGGUGCUGAUGAUACCAACAACGGUAAUGACGCCUCCAAUACCAUUACCAACACCAACCCCUGUGACAGCUGCAGAGGAGGUGAUCCUGUUUGCAAGAGCAGCAGCGGCCGUUGCAGGAGAGGGGGGAAAACCGAAGUCAAUUCACCGGUGCCCGAGGGGGAGCGCGAGGCCAGUUCCUGCCGAAGGAAGCCUGGGACCGGGCGAGGACCCCGAGAGGACCGGCCUACCCCGGCGUCCUUUCCCCGCACCUUCGGCCAGCACGCCCUCCAGCUGCCCAUUCGGAGGGAGGUGUCACUCGUCGCCCACACAUUCCCUCACUCCCACAACGCCCCCCGGAUACAGCGCCACAGUCCUGUCGCCGCCGCCGCCUCCGCCGCCGCCGCCACAACAGCAUGUCCUGACAAAGCUGGCAGGACCUUAG
This is a messenger RNA of Penaeus chinensis, 1038 nucleotides long. RefSeq lists its product as uncharacterized. The transcript has 7 exons. NCBI's taxonomy places the organism in Eukaryota, Metazoa, Arthropoda, Malacostraca, Decapoda, Penaeidae. The coding region runs from base 1 to 1038 and encodes 345 amino acids. The record is from RefSeq and is a predicted model, not a curated record.